ACGCAGAAGUGUCAGGUAAUGGGUAUAGAGUGAACCGUCAAAAUGUUAUUGGUUAGCUAAAAACAUUAUAAUAAUGUAAAGUGGAUCGAUGUGUAAAAUCUUUUGUGGAGUAAACUAAAAAGAUUAACAACCACCAAACUUAUAACCUCUCUCUUUUUUUCCGAUAAAUAUAUAUAUAAGCAGCCCCACCAUCGUCUUCUUCACUGCCUCUCUUCUCUCUGCUCUCUCUCUUUCUUGUUAGUUCACUCCACAUAAUAAACACCAACGAUUUCAUUCUUUUCUCCACAGUUUCGAAGUUUCUUCAAUUGGGUUUGUUUCUUGAUUGGUUUCUUGAAUUGGGUUUUAGUCUUCUUUUUUUACUAUUUUUGGAUAUGAUGAUGGGUCAAGAUGAGGUUGGGAGUGAUCAGACGCAAAUCAUAAAAGGGAAGCGUACGAAGCGACAGAGAUCGUCUUCGACGUUUGUGGUGACGGCGGCGAUGACAGUGACCUCAACAAGUUCAUCAGCCGGUGGAAGCGGUGGAGGAAGAGCGGUUUCUGAUGAAUACAACUCGGCGGUUUCGUCUCCGGUGACUACUGAUUGUACGCAAGAAGAAGAAGACAUGGCGAUUUGUCUCAUCAUGUUGGCUCGUGGGACGGUUCUUCCAUCGCCGGAUCUCAAGAACUCGAGAAAAACUCAUCAGAAGAUUUCGUCGGAGAAUUCUAGUUUCUAUGUGUACGAGUGUAAAACAUGUAACCGGACGUUUUCGUCGUUCCAAGCACUUGGUGGACACAGAGCAAGCCACAAGAAGCCAAGGACGUCGACUGAGGAAAAGACUAGAUUACCCCUGAUGCAACCCAAGUCUAGUUUGUCAGAAGAAGGGCAAAACAGUCAUUUCAAAGUUUCCGGCUCAGCCCUAGCUUCACAGGCAAGUAACAUCAUCAACAAGGCCAAUAAAGUACACGAGUGUUCCAUCUGCGGUUCUGAGUUCACUUCCGGUCAAGCGCUUGGUGGUCACAUGAGGCGGCACAGGACAGCCACCACCGCGGAAGUUAGCAGAAACAGUACAGAGGAAGAGAUUGAGAUAAAUAUAGGCCGUUCGAUAGAACAGCAGAGGAAAUAUCUACCGUUGGAUCUUAAUCUACCAGCACCAGAAGAUGAUCUAAGAGAGUCAAAGUUUCAAGGGAUAGUAUUCUCAGCAACACCAGCGUUAAUAGACUGUCAUUACUAGUUGUUUUUUUUUUACUACAUAAUAUGAUGAAUAUUUGUGAAUUCUUCUUACUUACUACUAUAUUGUUGAUCACUGGAAUUAUUUUUUAAAAAAUUGAAUCAAAUAUUAUCAUUUAAAAAAAAA
Molecule: messenger RNA, 1331 nt
Organism: Arabidopsis lyrata subsp. lyrata
Lineage: Eukaryota; Viridiplantae; Streptophyta; Magnoliopsida; Brassicales; Brassicaceae
Product: zinc finger protein ZAT5
Exons: 1
Coding region: 372-1208 (278 amino acids)
Source: RefSeq, a predicted model, not a curated record